This is a messenger RNA of Xyrichtys novacula (pearly razorfish), 7648 nucleotides long. The record is from the annotation of a GenBank genome assembly. NCBI's taxonomy places the organism in Eukaryota, Metazoa, Chordata, Actinopteri, Labriformes, Labridae.
GUCCAACCACCCCGCCGGGGUAAACCAGUCCCACAGCCCUGUGCCAUCCUGCAUCGGACUCCUGUUCAAACCUGUAAACAGCACAACAGAUACUCUGACCCAAAGCCUGUAGGUGUGCAGAGAACUUUGCAAGGUAAGGAAACACCUGUGUCGGAUUAACUCGCACCUGGAUGUGAUGUGGAGGUAAAGUAAAUGGCAGAGGUUGUUCUCAGUGACAGCAUGGGGUGGGUGUUUUCUAUAGACACUGACAGACUGUGACCUAAUUUAUCAAGCUAUCUAGUCACAUUUUCUAAUACUUUGAUCUGUUUUUAGAAAUGUUACCAACAUGACUGUUCAUUGAGGUUUUGGUGGAAUUCAAUGGCUGUAGAGCUUGUAGGCUGGGUAGUGUGGUUGACUGAUGCCCCUAUAAUCAGGGCCUGAGCAUCUUAAAAUCCCAGCAAUCAUUAAUUAAGCUGAAAUCGUCUUGGUGACUGACACGUUAGAUCAUGGUGCUUUUGGAUGUUAACUGGAUAAAACGACGCUUGAAAUGGUUCAGGGUACUCUGGAUAUUGCCUGUAGGGCUGCGAUGGAAAUGUGUUGAUGCAGCAAAUAUACCGCAGCAGAGAGGGCUGUCAGGCCAGUGGGCUGGUUGGCACCGAGAUCCCGCUACAAUAAAAUCACAGCCUGCACCGGGGUUACAAAAGUGCUGGUGCAAGGGGAAAAAAUGUGGAUGCACAGAAAAACAGAAGGGGUGCUCCCGCUCUCUAUCCAAAUCCCCCUCUCUCUCCUCUCUCUCGCUCUUACCUGAGACUGCAAACCUCUCGCCCACUGCAGCAAAGACCAUGAAGCACCACACCGCCAGCAUGAUCUUCACAUAUUCCCCCGGAUUACAGCAUCGAGAGUCGAAAGAUGUAACGCGUCCGGCUGAUGGAGGGACAGAAAACAGCAAAAAGGCGCAGAGCAGAGACGAUGGCGAUAAUCGAGCGUGAAUCUGCUAAACAUCGGAUGCUGCGCGUCCUCUCAUCUCCCUCUCUCUCUGUCGCCCUCUCAGCUCCGGACAACAGCGACUCUGAGGAUCAUCAUUUGCAUAUCAGAAAGAUGAAAAAUGAUUCAAAACCUAUGCAUGUGGCGAUAAUCAAUACAGGCCCAAAGACUGAUCGAGGUGGUAAAACGGUAAUGAGCACCGCGGACGCAUAGCUCCGCAGGGCUGCGGGUGCGUAUGGAUAAGCCUUUAUGUGUGUGCGUGUGUGUAUUUGCGAAUCUGCGGUAUGCGGAAACGAAGGGAUGGGAAAAGCGGAGAGAAAAGCGUUAGGUUUGCGGUGAGGAGGACACGUGGGACCGUGGUACCCUCCCUCAUCCCAGGCAGCCUCCCUCUCUCGUUUCCAUGCAGCUCUGUGCAGGGAGAGGCUGCGACAGCCCGGCUGCUGCUUUCCAGCUGCACGGCCGGAGGAAAGCCAUACACGGGGUUAUGGUUCAUAAAUGUAGAUAUUUUGUCAAUGUAACUCCGUGUGUGAAUGUGGAAGUAUAAAUCAGAAUGACGGGACAUUAAACUGAUAGUUAUGCAAAGGAUAAAGGUGUGUCCUGACCUACAGAGGACUGAAACACAAGAGGCCCAGGUGUUUUAAACUCUGUUUCUGUGGAAACCAAUCAGCUGGUUUGACAGAAGCCAAGUACCAUUAACACAAACUUUAAAUUAAACCACAUAAACCUUGGUCACUCUACCAAAAACUUUAAAAAAGGUUUUUAUAACUGCAGAUAAUUUAAAAUCUGUUUGAGAAACAGGUUAUCAAUUAGCCAAGAAAUAUAUCAUUUGCAUGCUAAAAAUCCUUGUGUGUAUUCAAGAGUUGAUAUCCUUUGAGAAAGGGGUUUCACUUUUUGCAACUGUGACACUUUAUGCUCUUACACAAAAACUUUUAUGGAUCUUGGAACUGUAGAUGUCUUUAAGAAAGUGAACGGACAACAUCUUAGAAAGAAAAUGAGUUUUGGUGUGCUUUGAGCUUCCAGGGAGGUACUGUACAUUUGGCCUCCUCUUUAAAUUCAGAAAUAGACCAGCAUCCAAAGUAAAGCAUGGUUUCAGGCUUUAUCCCAUAAAAUACAGAGUUUUAGCAAGAAUUCAUCCGGCAAAGACCAGGCAGUUAUAGGGGAGACCAGAGUGGUUGUCACCCUCGUAAUCAAUCCAUCCCACAAUGUUUGACAAAAACUUACAGAAAUGGUAUCUUGCACUCUUGAAAAUUAAUUUAACAGCAAGUUAUCACCCAUCAAAGAUAUUCAAACACACUAUGAUAACCAACCCCAUCAUGGUGACACAAUUUAAGGAGUUUUAAAGGUGAUUUAGGUAGAAAUAAGAUUGUGCAUUGUGCAUUUGUCUGUGUGAUUGAAUUAUCUCAUGAAUUAUUUCAUCAAAUAUAAUUAAGAUAUUCAGAACUGCAAUUUUGCAGAUUUAAAGUCUUAUAGGCCUAUGCUUAUUAAAGUUUCUGUUUUAUGGAUGCAUGUGUGAGAAAAAGAUAAAGACUGUGUUUGUUGUAUGAGACAAUAUGGACUCUAUCAGAUCAUGUUCAUACCCACUGUCUUUCUGAGCUGAUAAAACAACAACAACAAAAAAAACAACCCAGAACAUAUCCAACAAAAAUCUGGGUUAGAGUGGUAACCCUAAAAGUGACCCCUUCUGACCUCUUGGCAAAGAUUUGUGACAGCUUUUCAUGGCAUUAGCUGACAAGCUAACAUUCUAGGUACAAAUCAAAACUCACAACAGAUGAGCAAACAAUCAAACAAUAUUUGAUUGUAAAUUAACUACUCAACAUUAACCCAUCCAUUCAAAAACAUUACCUAUAUAUAAAAAAAUACUCCACGAAAUGUCUUUUCACCUCAGAGAGGAAAAUUGCAUCAGAUCAAAUGUUUGAUAUGAACCUGAUGACACAGAGCCUUAGGUUUGGUUGUAAUAAACACUGACAUCCAGCCUUUUGGACAACAUACCCCAGUCCCUCUUAUUGUGAAAUAAAAAAUCCUGAUGUGUUAGCCUCGUCAAAAAAGCCACCAUCCCUCACAGCAAUACUUAGGAUGAUACAAUCCAUAAGAAUGUAAAAAGGGUAAAAUACUUAGACUGUCCAUAAAUCUGUCAUUCAGGUGAAUAUGACAGAUCCUGUGUUAGUUAAAAUAUGUCUCAAAGAGAGAUUUCCAGCAUAUACACAACUAGCUUCUUAUAAAACUAUAAUUAAAGAACAUCUGAACAUCAGCAGUUCCUCAUAUGAAGCUGUUUGAACCCUGUGACCUGCUCCUUCAUGCAGAUGAGUCUUCCAGUGGUGAUCCUGCAACACACCCCUCUAAUGCAGGCACAUCAUACUGACAGCCCCCUCUGAAUAUUUCAUCUACCUCAGUUUGAAACAACCAGGAAGUAAGAGACAGUGGAGAGGAGAUGGAUGGAAGAGCAGCAGUGAGAGCACAGCACCAAAUUUUCCUUUUGGCCUAUUAGGGAAAACAGGCCUCUAAGUAACAUCUAUGAUUCCUCUGUAUUUGAACACCACAUGCAAAGUCCUGUUGCUGUUUUUUAAUCAGAAAAACAAUGAAUGGCUGCUGAUUGGUGCAGAUAUAAUUGAUAAACUAAAAAGACACCAGUGUAAAGUCAGGGCUGCUUUGACUUUGGAAACAUAUAGUAAGCUAUUUAGACCAGUGGUUCCUCAGGGUGUGAGGCAAUUGGAUAAAAAUUAAGAAUUUGAUUCAAUAGAUCUCCACCUGCAGACGUGAUCAUAAUGAAAUAUCUCAAGAUAUCCAGUUCUGAGAUAAAUCGGAGGUUAACACCAUCUUUGGAGGUUAAGGAAGCGGUAGAGAAAGUCUCACUUAAUACAAGCUGGGACAUGCAAUUCAAGUUAAUCAGGGACCCUGUAGUGAGAUAUUUUACAGCAGAGUGAAGGGAUAAAAAAGGUGGGAUGUAAUCCUCUCAAGCCUUCACUAAAAUGACUGUAAAAAGAGGAAGCCGAAUGUGGGAGUCUUGAAAGUCUGAGACACACUGCCCUCUGCAGCAUGGACAACUGUAUCACACUUCACCAAUAUGAUGAUGCACAACUGUGAGUGGAGUCAGAGUGACUAUGAGAGCUUUAAAAAAUCUCCAUUAACUAGAAUAUUUAAAUGUACGUUUAUAGUCUUCAGAGCAAGAAUAUAAUACAGUCUUUGAAUCAGAAUGGACAACCAGAGGGAUUUGGUGCUUAAGGUGUCAUGGAUCCUCAAAGGAGGCCAUUUAAAGUCUUUACCACCAGGUUAUAUUGGGGUCCCCAGAUUUCUGUUAACUAUCUCACGCGAAAGUUGCAUCGUUGUAAACCAGCAUGCAUUAUUUCUUGAUCAAUCACAGGACCCUGUGUGCUUUGGGCAGCUGGCACAUGUACUGACAUGCCUGUUUCACGCUUCUUUUCACACAGCUGAACCCUGCAGGGUAAUUAGGUUAAUGAGUUUCAGCUUUCCAUCCUUAGCAUUGCGAUGUGAUGUAUCGAUGAGCAGCGUGCGCUGUCUGACUCACAGCCUGGUGGCCCCACGCUGCCAAUUAACCAAUUGAGUUCUCUCAAGAAGCUAUAAGAAGAGCUGACAACCGCGGCGGCCUCACAUUAAGACAUUUUCUGUUUGAGAAGAGUUCACACAUUAGAGAAAAUGAACGGAAUCCGCUGUGGGAAACCUGCUGGCGGUCCGCCACUGCAGCUGUUUAACUGCUCCCACGCGAACUGUGGAGCGACUUUCACCAGACAGUGGAGGCUGAAGGAGCACGAGACGGCGCACACCGGGGCGGUGAGGAACGCCUUACAAGUUGCACUUAGCAAGUUGUGAAAAACUACAGCACAAAUGUCUGGUUUCUUGGUUACAGACUAUAUUAAACUUUCAAAAAAAAAUCAAAUAAAGUUGACUGAGGUUUGAAUGUUUAACCAAACGUCCACAGCGCCCGUGUCAGUGCGCGAUAGCAGGCUGUGGUCGGCGUUUCACGAGAAAGUCCCACCUGAGCCGCCACAUGCUUCAACACAGAGGCUUGAAGCAGUUCAAGUAAGUUACAGGUGUUAAGCUAUUUGACUUUGUUGCCUCUGACGACAACUAACUCCAGUUUAUCCGCAGGUGUAAAUUCACGAGCUGCGUGAAGAGUUUCCUCAACACGGGUCAGCUCAAGAGGCACGUGCGCUACGUCCACGGGGACAAAGACAAGUAUUUCAAGGUUUGUAUGACUAGGUUUGUGUCCACGAGAUGGCGACAAAGUGCCACUUGGAUAAAGCCCUGCCCUGGAUGUUGACUAGCUACACCUCUUUUUUAUGGUCGUUUGUGCCUUUUUUAACCACUUCGGUGUUUUUCUCCCACAGUGCAAACAGCCGAAUUGCUCCUUGACUUUCAAAAAACGUAGACUGUUGAAACUACACUUAAAGCAACAUGAAGUGGCUGCUAAAUUCAAGUAUGUCUGUAGUAAUACAACACUGUUGGUCUGAUUUAACACAUGGCAUAGAUUUUGCACAUAGGGGUUUAACAAAUGCCAGGUCACUGACCCAGUUACUGUCUUUAUUUUUACCUCUUCCUGUCUCCAUGGGGUACUUAGGUGUUCAAGGAACGGGUGUGCUGCAACUUUCAACUCCCAUAUUGCCCGCAAAGCCCAUGAGAAAAAGCAUGCAGGUGAUACUGUCUUUAACUUUCCCUUUCUGUUGAGGAAAGAAAAAGGCCCUGAAAGUCUUUCAGGAUAAAAUAUGUAUAUCUUUAUUUGUUUAAUGAAACCUCGCUGAUGCAUGCUGAUGUUGUAUGAUUCAAUGAUUGGCUCACCUGCCUUGUUGUUCGGUCUCUACAGGCUACCGUUGCCCUCAUGAGAACUGUCAGGUGAUUGAACGCACCUGGGGAAAACUCCAGAAGCACAUGGUCAAACAUCCAGGUAAAUCAGAUAUGUUGAAUAAUAAAUUAUUUCUGUGUGAAAAGGCUUCCCCAUGCCUUUUCACCAGACCCACUCUCCCCACAGCACCUUGAUUAUAUCAAGUGAGUUCACCUGUGCCUGAGUGAUCAGUGUGCAGCUCCUGAGUGUGUUUUUAAAAAGAGCAGCCAGACAUUUCCAGGUGUGUGUGUGUGGGGCUGGUAACAGCCUGCUGUGAGGCUGGAGUUUUCUUCCGUGGUUAGACCUGUUGUUUAGUUGCUUCUGUUGAUUUCCCUCAAAAUUUUUUGAUCAAUAAAAUAACUGCUUCAUUGAGACCUGACUGCUGACCGGGCUUUUUUAAAUUUUUUUUAACUUUGGUGCUCCAUCCUAUGGUUGAGAAAGACACAGAUCCUUUUUGGGUAGAUUUACAAGGGGUAAUUCUACAUACUGUUUUUUUUUUUCAUGUCUAAAUGUCUGACUAUGUUUUUCAGCCUCCUUCACAUGCCAUGCAUGUAAGAAGGUGUUCAAGAAAGCCGAUGCUCUGCGGAGGCACAAACGGAUCCAUGCUUCCCACAAGCCUGUGCUGGUUUGUCCUAGAGAUGACUGCCAGGCCUACUUUUCUACGACUUUUAACCUGCAGCACCACAUUCGUAAAGUGCACCUUGAGCUCCUGAAAUAUAAAUGCUCCUUCCCCGACUGUCCACGUGUGUUUGCUAUGCGGGUAAGCGACACAUCUGCUAGAGAGUUUACUAUUUUUAUUUUGUCAGACUUUAGCCUCAAAAACAUUUCCUGGAGGGCUUUACUGCAUGCAAAACUGACAUUUAUAGGAGAAUACAAAUUAAUUAGGAUGCCUGGCAUGAGAUCUACACAUUUCUUAUGCAUAUACAGUUAAAUUAUGUAUAACAUUAUCAGUUUGUUCUACUUUACAGGAGAGUAUGACCAGACACCUGCUUCGCCAUGACACAAGUGCCACCUCUUUGAAGGUAAGUGAGUCAUUCAGCUAAAGUUCAGAUAUGGAUUAAAGCUGAGCUAUAACUGUUCAGCCUGGGGGUUAUUGAUCAUAGAAGUCUCUUUCGAGUUCUAGUGUGUCCUCACUGAAUGAAGGAAACGUUUAUCUGAAAAGCUUUUAGAUGAUUUGAUGUCUAAACAUGUCAAAAUAUCUGCUCCAAAUUUUUCCUCAAACUAUUGACAUAAACCGUGUUAUUUCCUCGGCCAACAGAAACGCCAGCGUCCUAAAAAGUCCUGGCAGAAGCGUCUGGAUGGACACCAUCUGCCCCUGGUGGAGGAGAACUUACACCGCCUCUUUGCCAUGCGCAUGCGGCUCUCCCGGCGUACCAAAGUGGAAACCAACCUCUCGGGCCUCUUCAACGAACGCAAAAUCCCGCAUUAUGUUGACCCAGAAGUCAACCUGCGCAAUCUGUUUGGCAUCAAAAAGCCUCGCUCUGUGGAGGAGAAGCCUGAGGCUGCACCACUCAAGUGUUAAAUGAAAUACAUCUAGACACUAAAUUUUGAUUUUUAAGUUUGAGCUUCUGAGAGCUGUAGUUUUAAGUUGGAUCUAUUUUCUUUUGUUCUUUUGAGGAUUUAGAAAUUGGGUCUCCUGGGUUGAAGUAUAUAUGAUAAUGUAGCCGAAAUACAUUAAAAUAAAGGAGUUUAAAGUAACUUAUAUUUUUAAGCUGAAUUCAAAUUAUGAAGAUGUCUAGAAAAUAAAACUAAGUUGAAGCUCUUUGAAGACCACAGGUCUUAUCUAAACUGUUUGUUUUUGCAGUAUUGCACUUGUUGACCCAAUAAAAAAAUAGUUGCAAUUGAUUCAAA